Messenger RNA from Thlaspi arvense, 1980 nucleotides. The record is from the annotation of a GenBank genome assembly. NCBI's taxonomy places the organism in Eukaryota, Viridiplantae, Streptophyta, Magnoliopsida, Brassicales, Brassicaceae.
AUGGAGAAGAAGCGAUCAUACGCCGUACUGAUACCGACUCUCUUGACCGUAUGGCUAGCAUGCGCUGACCAUUCUUAUGCCCGCCAUGCUAAGACAAACCAUCCCAUGGCCGGACCACCACGGUGUCCGAAUUGUGGACCCAUGGCUAUACCUUACCCGCUAAGCACGGCUCCGAAUUGCGGCGAUCAAGCCUACAAGAUAAAUUGUGUCGCCGGUAAGCUCUAUUUUGGCGCUCUUCAUGGAUCAUCGUAUAUCAUCACGUCCAUUAACCCGGUGACCCAACGGAUCGUUCUCCGGCCUCCCGGUUUUGUUAGCUCUGGAUCUUGUCUCUCGGCUGAUUUCUCUAAAGCGGGCCUCGAGCUCGACCCACAUCUCCCUUUCAGCAUCACUAGCAGUAACACUAUCUUACUGCUUAGUUGCCCUGAAGCUAUGCUACAGGCGCCAAUAGAUUGUACCGGGACCAGCUUAUGCCACAGCUACAUCAAGAACAACGCAUCAGCUUGUUCCAAGGCUCCCUUUUGUUGCACCUUCAGAACCGACGGCUCACAAACGGCUUACACGAUCAGGAUCAACGGUGGAGGAUGUCUCGCGUACCAGAGCUUUGUGGGGUUGAAUCCAAACAAAGAGAUUCCGCCUACCGGAAAAAAAUGGCCCGACCCGGGGCUAGAGCUGCAAUGGGCAUUGCCUAAGGAACCGGUCUGCAAAACGGAUGUAGACUGUAGCCUCUUGCUGGGCAAAUCAAAGUGUUUGCCUGACCCGACGAGUCUCGGCUUAAAACGUUGCUUCUGCAAGAAGGGUUUGGAAUGGGAUCCGGUUAACGCAAUAUGUGGUAAAUGUCGCCAUGGGAAACACUGCAAGAAAAAGAAGAAGACCGUUGUUUUCGCAGGUGCGGCGGUUGCGGUUGUGGGAGUUACAUUCGCGAUUGCGGUAGCGGUUCUUGCAAACAAGCAUAGCCACAAAAAUGUUAAAAAAGAGAUCCAUAAGAACAUCGUUAAGGAGCGAGAAGAGAUGCUCAGCGCAAAAUCCACGGGAAAAUCAUCAAGAAUCUUCACCGGCAGAGAAAUCACAAAGGCAACCAACAACUUCUCAAAAGACAAUCUCAUAGGCACCGGAGGUUUCGGUGAAGUCUUCAAAGCCGUUCUUGACGACGGAACCAUAACCGCGAUCAAACGAGCAAAGCUUAACAACACCAAAGGCACUGAUCAGAUCCUAAACGAAGUUAGGAUCCUCUGCCAAGUCAACCACAGAAGCUUAGUUAGGCUUCUUGGCUGCUGCGUCGAUCUCGAGUUGCCUCUCUUGAUCUACGAAUACAUUCCCAACGGAACGCUGUUCGAACAUCUCCAUGGCAAUCCAGACCGCAACUGGAAACCGCUGACUUGGCGGCGAAGACUGCAGAUCGCAUACCAAACCGCUGAAGGCUUAGCUUAUCUUCAUUCCGCAGCAAUGCCGCCCAUUUACCACCGCGAUGUAAAGUCGAGCAAUAUCUUGCUCGACGAGAAGUUAAACGCCAAAGUUUCAGACUUUGGGCUCUCUAGGCUCGUGGAUUUGACGGAAACUGCUAAUAACGAGAGCCAUAUCUUCACAGGCGCACAAGGUACGCUGGGUUAUCUCGAUCCAGAGUACUACCGGAACUUCCAGCUAACCGAUAAGAGCGACGUGUAUAGCUUCGGAGUUGUGCUUCUGGAGAUGGUUACGUCAAAAAAGGCGAUAGAUUUCAGCAGAGAAGAGGAAGAUGUGAACCUGGUGAUGUAUAUAAACAAGAUGAUGGACCAAGAGAGGUUGAUUGAAUGCAUCGAUCCGCUGCUCAAGAAGACGGCUAACAAGCUUGACCUGGAGACGAUGCAACAGCUCGGGAAUUUAGCAUCAGCGUGCCUCAACGAGCGGAGACAGAACCGGCCUUCCAUGAAAGAGGUUGCUGACGAGAUCGAAUACAUCCUUAACAUUCUAUCACAAGAGGUUACUGAGACACAGUUGUCUUAG